AAAUGCACGGACAGCAUAAAACCAAUUAGCAACAAAAUUGCUAUUCGGCAGAACUAGUGCAUCGAUACAAUUCUGACGUCGUCGCAGUUCGGUACACCUCCGUUCCCUCCCUUCCUCCAUCCACCCAAUUAUUGGCUGUAAAGGCAAUAAACUAACAUUCAGUAAUCGGCACUCGACGCGUUAACAAUUAUUUCAUCCGCUCAUCAUUCGUCCGAAACUUAACUAGCGCAAGAACACGCAUCUCAGAAUGGCGAUCAGUGCACAUGAACGGUUAAGUGCAACGUUGCGUUUUUUAAUCAGCGGUGGAACGUACCGCGAUGUACGGUUUCACACAGGAAUUUCUCAACCAUCGCUAACGAAUAUAAUACCUGAAACAUGCCGAGCCAUAAUACACGUUUUGAAGGAGUACAUGAAGAUGCCUCGCACCCAACAGGAAUGGAAAAAUAUUGCCAGUGGUUUUAGCAACAAAUGGCAAUUUCCAAACUGUCUGGGAGCAGCGGAUGGAAAGCAUGUAAAAAUUACGCCUCCUCCAAGCAGCGGAUCCAAUUUUUUUAAUUAUAAAAAAUUCAACAGUGUCAUCCUGAUGGCAAUAGCAGACUCAAAUUAUACAUUUAUUAUGUGUGAUGUAGGUGGAGCAGGGAGCGAGUCGGACGGUGGUUGUAUUAAAAAAACCAAAUUUUAUCAGAAAUUAGUUGAAAACCAAUUAAAUAUACCACCCGAUGCUGCUCCUCCGAAUAGUUGCGUUAACCUCCCCUAUGUAUUUAUAGGCGAUGAAGCAUUUGCCCUGCGAACAAAUUUUUUAAAACCAUUUAACAAAAGGCAAUUGAAUUAUCCACGCAGGGUUUUUAAUUAUUGCUUGUCCCGUGCUAGAAGAGUAGUGGAAAAUGUGUUCGGUAUUUUAGCUAGUAGGUUUAGAAUAUUUCAUUCCACUAUUUUGCUCAAGGACGUCGAUAAUAUUAAAUUGCUAAUUUUAACUUGUUGCUAUCUGCAUAACUUUCUUGCACAAACUUCAAGCUCCUAUAGUUUGGGCGAUUAUGAUGCAAUUUCGGAAUCAGAAUUAAUUAUCCCGCCAGCGUCGUCUUCUACGAAUGUGUUAGCAGAGGCAAAAAAUGUAAGAUCAAAAUAUGUAGAAUAUUUUAUGAACGAAGGUAGAGUUCACUGGCAAGACGAAUCCAUUCAAAACGAAUAAUGCACAUAAUUCAUUACUUUUCAUGUAUUUUUCUCUUUCGGCAGUAUAUUUGAAUUCAGUAGAAUGGAAGUAAUAAUAAAAAUUAGUCCGUUACAAUUCGAGAAUUGAUGCGCAAUUGUCCUUCUUGCCCUAAUAAUAUGGCUUCACUUAUCAUUUUUUUGGUGUAUCGUAACAUUUCUGGUGGCACUUCAAGCAAUUCUUUUCUUAUAUAUUCAAUAAAUUCAUUUUCUGUGUUCUUCUCUAAUCUGUCUGCCACGA
This is a messenger RNA of Anopheles funestus (African malaria mosquito), 1447 nucleotides long. RefSeq lists its product as uncharacterized. The coding region runs from base 248 to 1189 and encodes 313 amino acids. The record is from RefSeq and is a predicted model, not a curated record. The transcript is spliced from 2 exons. Lineage: Eukaryota; Metazoa; Arthropoda; Insecta; Diptera; Culicidae.